Molecule: messenger RNA, 861 nt
Organism: Ilex paraguariensis (yerba mate)
Lineage: Eukaryota; Viridiplantae; Streptophyta; Magnoliopsida; Aquifoliales; Aquifoliaceae
Source: the annotation of a GenBank genome assembly
CCUACCUUUAUAUAUGCAUACGCUCCUCCUCCAACCCUAACCCUUCCACCACUCGCUCUGCCUCUCCUAAAACCCUAGCCUCUCUAUCUCUCUCAUCAAACAAUGGAGUUUUGGGGUGCUGAGGUCAAAAGUGGUCAGCAACUUCCGGUAGAGGCCGGGGAAGGGAUAGUUUUGCAUCUUUCGCAGGCAUCUCUUGGGGAGGUCAAGGGAACGAAAGGAAAUGAAUCUGUUAGCCUCUUUGUGAAUGUUGAUGGCAAGAAGCUUGUUCUCGGAACACUUUUUUCGGACAAGUUACCUCAGCAGCAAUUUGACUUGGUUUUUGAUAGAGAUUUUGAGCUAUCCCACAACUGGAAAAAUGGGAGUGUCUACUUUUAUGGAUAUAAACUUAACAAUGCUGUUGAUGAUUCUGAGGAUGAUGACAGUUUUGAGUCUGAUUCUGAAGAUGAGCUUCCUCUCCCUGUUGCAAACAAUGGAAAGCCUGAGGCUCCGGUUAAGCAAAACAAACCUAACGCAACUGAGAAGGCUAAUGCUGUGAAGGAUUCUGCUGCUGGUAAGCAGAAGGUGAAGAUUGUGGAGCCAAAUAAAUUUGUGAAACCCGAGGAAGAUGAUGAUAGUAGUGAUGAGGAUGCCUCGAUGGAUGAUUUGGGAUCGGAUGAGGAUGAUGAGAGUGACUCUGAGGGUGAAGAUGAAAGCGAUGAAGAGGAUGAGGAGACACCAAAAAAGGUUGAACUUGGCAAGAAGAGAACUGCAGAAUCGGCUACCAAGACACCUGGUCCUGAUAAAAAGGCGAAAAUGAAUACUCCUAAAAAAACUGGUGAUUUUCAUGUUUUCUGCUAUUAUUAUUUUCCCACCUUUAAUUAA